Molecule: messenger RNA, 1226 nt
Organism: Populus nigra (black poplar)
Lineage: Eukaryota; Viridiplantae; Streptophyta; Magnoliopsida; Malpighiales; Salicaceae
Product: cytochrome c-type biogenesis protein CcmE homolog, mitochondrial
Exons: 1
Coding region: 113-889 (258 amino acids)
Biological process (GO): cytochrome complex assembly; protein-heme linkage
Cellular component (GO): plasma membrane
Molecular function (GO): heme binding
Source: RefSeq, a predicted model, not a curated record
CCUUCCAUAAACCCUUUUGAAAACCCCACUCAAUAGCCAAUAGAAAACGCAACCAAUUCCCACUUUCUCUCUCACUUUCCCGAGAAACAAACACCCAGUCCCUUCCAAAAAAAUGUCCUCUCGCCUCUCCUCCAUCCUCCGCCUCCGCUCCCACUUCCUCCACCGCAUCCCCGCUACCACAACCACUACAACAGCCACCGCUCUCUUCCACAACUCCACCAAAUCAAAACCCAUAACCCUUACCUCCAUCUCGGAUCUCCAUUCUCUCUCCACUCUCCGCUUCUUCUCCGCCUCCCGCCGCCACAGCCCCACCCGCCCCAAACCAGUUGACAUCGGAGCUCGAGCCCGCCAACUCCAAAACCGUCGUCUCUGGACCUACGCCUUAACCUUCAGCUGCAUAGCAGGUUUCAUCGUUAUAGUGCUUAACAACUUUCAAGAUCAAUUAGUCUUUUACAUAACACCAAGUGAUGCGGUUGAGAAAUUCAAGAACAACCCAUCAAAGAACAAGUUCCGAUUAGGUGGUUUAGUCCUUGAAGGUAGCGUAGUUCAUCCGUUAUCAAGUCCUGAAAUGGAAUUCGUUGUCACUGAUUUGAUUACGGAUAUUUUAGUUAAGUAUGAAGGGUCCUUGCCUGAUUUGUUUCGAGAAGGACAUUCUGUUGUUGUUGAAGGGUUUAUGAAGGAACUGGAUGAUAAGGUGAGGAAGGAAGUUGGGUUGAAGAAUGUUUCUGGGAAGGCGAGGAGUGGAGAGUGUUAUUUUAAGGCGUUUGAGGUCUUAGCUAAGCAUGAUGAGAAGUAUAUGCCUCAAGAAGUUGCGGCCGCGAUUGAGAGGAAUAAGAAGUUGAUCGAGGCUGGUGAAGUUGGGGAAGGUGGAGCUGAGAAGAAGAAGUGAAAUCAUGGGUAUGAUUCAAAAUUUUUUAUUUUUUGAUCAAUUCUAUGAUUUAUACUUGUUUUUGGUAAUGUAGUGUAUUUGAUCGGAUGUUAUCUGAUAUUUGGUGAUAAGAAUAUAUAUGAAAUGGGAGGGAUUUAAUUGGGAGCUAUCGAUACAUUGCUCGGAUCUAUCUAUGCAUUGUUUUGAGGUGAGAGAUAGAUAGUUAUUGGAUUUUGAGGGAGAGGGAAUUUGAUCAAUUGAGGCUGCAACUUUUGUAAUUGCAUAUUGAUUUAUGAAUAAUCUUCACUUUAAUGCAAUAAUGAAUAAACUCCAUCAAUGAAUGAAUGGCUUGUGGAUC